AUGGCGGAACUCUCCACGCCUGGUGCCGGCCUCGCCACCUCUGGUGUUGGCAGGCUGCGGGCGAUGCAAGAUGUGCUGUGGCGAACGAGUGUAGCUAUGGGGACUGAGUCGCCGGAGAUAGUGGCAUCCAAUUUCCUUACUGCGAUCAAAGAAACAGGCAUGACAGCCAUCGAUCAUCAGCUAACCGUUCCCACAGGACCACGUCUCAAUACUCUCAUCACACUAGUUGUGCCGUGGGCGAUGCUGGCAGCAGCUUGCUGGAGAUACGACUUCCUCUGUCGCGGAUACGAUGCGGCGAAGAAUUACCUGGCGAGCUGCGUCUAUGCAUCCAUCGUGGUCCCUAGCGACCAUCAACUUCAUCAGCAAGUUCUGCAAUGGAUGCUGGAGAACGUGCCGCAGAACCAUGUACGUAGUCUGGCGGUAGUCCCACGUAUCGAUCCUCCACAGUUCGCCGUCGACCAAAUGGGUCGUCAGUUCAAGAUCAAGAACAAACGCUCCAAGGUGAAGAUUCCUGUCGAAGACUCGGAAGAUUCUGAUUUGUCAAUGUCUUACUUACCAGCGAUCGGGACCUAUGCAUUCAACUUCAGAGGCUACCGUAUGACUGUUGAGCGGACACAAGCAGAGUCCAAACUCGGCAGGCAUAUGAUGGUCGACCCGAUGUUGCCGCCACCGUCAAGGAGGGAAGAGUCCAUACUGAUUUCUGUUCGAUCGUUGUGGAACGGCGUGCAGCCUAUCAAAGACUUCCUCGAGCAUAUCGAAGCCGAGACUGCAGCAGCUCGGGAAAACAAGACGACGAUCUUCAGGCCGUGGCCAGAUGCUCGCGGUUGGGACGUUGGUGUUUCGCGCGUAGCUAGAACCUUGGACGCGGUGACAUUGCAGAAAGGUCUCAAAGAAGCUCUGGUGCAGGACGUGGAGGCAUAUCUCCAUCCCAAGACUCGACGCUACUACAACAAUCGAGGGAUACCCUGGCGUCGAGGCUACCUGUUCUUCGGUCCUCCGGGCACGGGCAAAACGAGCCUGGCUACUGCACUUGCUGGCCACUUCGACCUGAAUGUUUACAUGGCUAGUCUGUCGUCUAUGUCGCUGAACGAUUCGAAGCUGGACAAUCUUUUCUCGAUGCUACCACAGAAGUGCAUGGUACUGCUCGAAGACAUCGACAGUGCGGGUGUAAAGCGAGAGAAAAUGGCGGCACCGUCGAAGAGACCACCCAUGAUGCCGAUGAUGGACCCUUUCGGUAACAUGCAGACGGGGGAGCUGGAUGGGAUUACCUUGAGUGGUCUUCUGAACGUGAUCGAUGGUGUACGCGCUGCAGAGGGCCGUAUUUUGAUCAUGACGACGAACCAUCCGGAGACUCUUGACGAAGCGUUGAUCCGGCGUGGCCGCAUCGACCAGAAGAUACAUUUCGACUGCGCUUCGAAGGAAACUUCGGUGAAGCUGUUCACGCAAAUUUUCUGCAAAACGGCUGACGAACUGCUUGAUGGUGAGAUACCGCAAGAUGAGGCAACUGUGGCCAAGCUUGCGAAGGAAUUUGUGGCAACCGUCGAAGAGGACUCCUUCACACCAGCAGAAGUGCAAGGCUAUCUAAUCGACCAUCGCACGAAUCUUGAGCAGGCUGUACAGCAAGCAUCAACGUACUUCGAGCAGUUGCUGAAUAGCAAGAUCAAAGGUCUGAAUGUGCUGAAAGCCGCGGAGUCAAGUUCAGAAUCAGACUCAGAUAGCGCCGACGAGCUCUCGCCGGAAGCUCUCGCCGACCGAAUCUCGAAUGCCGGUGUAGGAGACCGGAUGGUGGACGGUGUCGCCAAGAGCGGUCUGCUCACACCGGAUUCUGCUGAUCAUGAGAAGACCAAGGCGUUGGAAAUUGCUGCGUAG
Molecule: messenger RNA, 1869 nt
Organism: Recurvomyces mirabilis
Lineage: Eukaryota; Fungi; Ascomycota; Dothideomycetes; Mycosphaerellales; Teratosphaeriaceae
Exons: 2
Coding region: 1-1869 (622 amino acids)
Biological process (GO): protein insertion into mitochondrial inner membrane from matrix; mitochondrial respiratory chain complex III assembly
Cellular component (GO): mitochondrial inner membrane
Molecular function (GO): ATP hydrolysis activity; ATP binding
Source: RefSeq, a predicted model, not a curated record